Molecule: messenger RNA, 1537 nt
Organism: Elaeis guineensis (African oil palm)
Lineage: Eukaryota; Viridiplantae; Streptophyta; Magnoliopsida; Arecales; Arecaceae
Source: RefSeq, a predicted model, not a curated record
CCCUCAAAAGCCCUAUAAAUUCUUCUCUAACCCUCAAAAUCCCCGUCCCCUCCUCCUUCACAUCCACCACCAAGCUCUAGAAAUGGCCUCCACCAGGCCUUCCUCUCGUUACUCCUCCAUAGAUUCCGUCUCCUCCACCUCCUCCCCCUCCCCCUCUCCCUCUAACAGCAAGCACAGCAGAAACCUCUCCUCUUUCAAACGCCUCAUCUCCAACUCAAACGGCCGCCGGACGCCGUCCAAUCCGGUCGCCACGAUUGACGAUUCUUCCCGCGCCCUCGCCAAGAUAAGAUCCGGCGAUCUUGCCGCCGGGAAGGCCAAAACCGGCCAGAACUUUGGGAGCAUGGUGAGGAAGUUUAUGGAGAAGAGAUCGAAUUUGAAGCCUGGGUCGGCAGAUCGGACGGCUUUCGUCGUUCCUGCUGAUUUGAUCGCUGAGGAUCUGAAGAAGGCCGCGAAGGGCUCCAAUUUCUCAGCUUUGCACCGGAAGCUGUUCCAGAAGGGCGGAACGGUGGAGCCGACAGCGGGGAAGGCGUUGAUGGAGGUGAAAUCCAACACACGGACAUUGGCGAUGGUUCUCCGCAGCGAAAGGGAGCUUCUAAGCCAAAACAAGGAGUAUGAGGCGGAGAUCACGGAGUUGCGCUUGCUGAUUGAAGAAAAGAAUCGAGAGGUGGAGAAAUUGAAGAAUUUAUGUUUGAAGCAGAGGGAGGAGAUAAAAGCAUUAAAGGAUGCCAUUCUCUUUCCUGAUGUUAUGAAUUCCCAACUUCAGGAGUUGUUGGAGAAGCAGGGCUCUGAGCUGAAACAGGCUAAACAAGUCAUCCCGAGUCUCCAAAGGCAGGUCUCCUCUCUCACUGGACAGAUCCAAUGUCUUGCAGAGGGUCUUGCUGAGGUGAAGGCAGAUAAAAUUACUGUAAGGACAUGUUUUGAUGGACCUGUCUGCUCUCCAAGAACACCAAUAUUUGAUCAGGAGACCUCUAAUUCUUUGGAUUAUAGCUCUGCAGAAUUAGUAACGUCUGAUUAUGGUAGUCCUGAUGAAAUGUUCCUCAAGGACUUCAAUCCUUGUUUGACCCCAUGCUUUUCAAAGACAAAGUCUAAGGAAUACAAUGAGAUGCUGGGUUAUGAAUCGCCUGAUGAGGACAGAUACAAGGCCCUGUUGAGCCCAGAUAUGUUUUCUAGCUCUCGUAGUGGAAUACUGUCAAGAAGUUCCGAACAUUGCCAGAGGCCUAACUUAGUCAGCAGCACUGCAAGAAAAAUAUACAAAUCAGAUGAAAACAAAUGGUCAACUACAAAGCCAACAUCCCAAAAUCUUUUCUGAAGUUGACUGUCCCUGCAGCUUGAGUUAACGUCUGCAGUCUUUAUGUUAUCAUUUUUUCCCCUUUUCUCCUUGCCUGUAUUUGAGAUUUGCCUGUACUGUCAAGAGUUCGAUGCUUAAUCUUGUGUACUGUGUAUUGCAUGGCCAGACUAUAAGAAAGAGAAGUACUUAAUUGUUCUUAAAUACAUGGGAAGUAAUGCAAGUUAUGAAUUCAAAGCCAUGCUGAUAUUU